This is a messenger RNA of Melanotaenia boesemani (Boeseman's rainbowfish), 2141 nucleotides long. RefSeq names its product ADP-ribosylation factor-like 9 (gene arl9). The coding region runs from base 194 to 958 and encodes 254 amino acids. Lineage: Eukaryota; Metazoa; Chordata; Actinopteri; Atheriniformes; Melanotaeniidae. The record is from RefSeq and is a predicted model, not a curated record. The transcript is spliced from 4 exons. Gene Ontology annotation, molecular function: GTP binding; GTPase activity.
ACGGCUUAAUUCAGCCGGAAAUUUCGUGUGGAGAAGUUCAUCCGGAGCUUCCUGUCACUUAAGCCACUUGUUGAGGAAGAGUAGCGUAAGAGGAGGCGAAGAAGAGCACAAGUCCCGUCUAAACUUAAACAAUGUCCGAGGAAGACUGGCAAAGAACGCAAAAGCAGAGUAGCUAAGUCGGCAGUUGCGCACCAUGGUCGGCCUGAGGGAAGCGGGGAUUCUCAGCGGCUCCGUUGUUGUUGCGGCGGGGACCGCUUAUCUUAUCUGGAGCUAUGUGUCCUCUGCCGGGCAGAAGAGCGCUACACGGCCGGAAAGAAAUGUUAAGAGUGUCUCAAAGGAAAAGGAGAAAAGCCAACAGGAGGCUCCGGCUAAAGAAGCUGUGGCCGCUGUUGAAGCUCCGAAAACAUCAACGUCCCGGCCAGUAGAGUCAAAAGGAAGGCAGGUUCUGGUUCUGGGUCUGGAUGGAGCCGGUAAGACUAGCCUGCUUUACUGUUUGUCCACUGGCGUCCUGGAGCAGGACACACAGCCAACGCAGGGCUUCAACGCUGUCUCCAUCAGCAAAGACAACCUGAACAUCGAGUUUCUAGAAAUUGGAGGUAAAGAGGACCUGCGGCCAUACUGGCAGAGGUACAUGUCCAAAGCUCUACUGCUGGUGUUCGUGGUCGACUCUGCCAACCCGCAACUGUUUCCAGUAGCAAAGAAGCAUUUACACGAGCUGCUGGCUUCUCACCCUCGCCUGCCUUUAAUGCUGCUGGCCAACAAACAGGAUCUUCCAGGUUCCUGCAGCAUCACGGACCUCCAUGACGCGCUGUCCCUGUCAGAGAUCGGGGAGCGCCAGCUGUUACUCAUCGGUACCCAUGUGAAGAAAGGCCAGGCAGAGCUUAGCUCGGGUGUUCAGGAUGCUCGGGAUAUUAUCAUCCAGAUGGUUUGUGGGGGAACAGGUGAAACCCGGCAAUGAUUUCUCAUUGUGAUUGCACUUCUCACUUUCCUGUGGUUGGCUGAAACUGCUUAAUGUACAGUAUUUGUGUACAGUUGAUGACCUGUCUCUGUUUUUUUUUUUAUCACAAAUGGUUCACAUCUUACCUGUAAGGGUGUGUUUUUAUCUGUAUUUAACAACACAUCUUUUAGCAGCAGAUGGAGCCAUGAAUGUUACACAUUUCAAGUUAUUUUGUGUUUUAAAGCUUUAAAUACAGGUGCUCGUCUUAAAAUUAGAAUAUCGUAAAAAAGUUGAUUUAUUAUAAUGUAGACAUUCAUUCCUCACAGACUGACAUAUUUCAAAUGUUCAGCUGGCCAACAUUUCUAGAAAAACUUUUUUUUGUAUCGGUCUUAAAUAAUAAUCUAAUUUUCUAUGAUAUUGAAUUUGGGAUUUUCAUUAGUUAUCAGUUAUAAUCAUCAAUAUUAAAAGAAAUAAAUAUUUGAAAUAUGUCAGUCUGUGAGGAAUGAAUGUCUAUAUUAUACAAGUUUCACUUUUUGAAUGGAAUUACCAAAAUAAAUAAACUUUUUCAUGAUAUUCUAAUUUUAUGACGAGUACCUGCAUUCAGUUUAAGAACAGUAACAUCUUUUUGCCAUUUGGGGUCGCUAGUGUGCAAAUUUCCCAAAGAACUACAUGUUUAAUUGUUUUGAUAUCAAAACUUUAAAAUGGGAUUGCUACAGGGAACUUAAACAACUGUUUUUCACAACUCUUUGCUGUGAUAUGCAGCUGCUUUACUUAAUGUUAUUGUUCAUCAGACAAAUCUGAACACUACAUAACAACUACUCCUGCUUGAGUGUUGGAUCCUAUCAAAUAAAGGUUUCAUUCAUUGUUAUCUCACGUGCUGUGUAUUUUGUGUUAAAUGUUCAAAAGGGAGUCUGUUUUAUAUUAAAUAUGGAUUACGAGCUUUGUUCUUUUGAAUUUGCUUUUGUUUUUGCUUAUUUUGUCUCACCAACAUAUCGUUAAUUUGAGGAAAUCUGUUGUACAAAAGUAAAUUACACUGUUUACAAAACCAUCACAACAUUCUGGGAAUAUAAAGGUUUCAAAGAGCAAAAUGAGUUGAAGAUAAAUGAAAACGUGAUUUUUUUUUUUCUCAAAACAUGGUUAAUACUGCAUGAAAGGUUUUAUGUUAUGUUAAUCUUUUCGCUCUUGAAUAAACUCUUUCCAAUCA